Messenger RNA from Aegilops tauschii subsp. strangulata, 1779 nucleotides. RefSeq lists its product as uncharacterized. Lineage: Eukaryota; Viridiplantae; Streptophyta; Magnoliopsida; Poales; Poaceae. The record is from RefSeq and is a predicted model, not a curated record.
AUGCCGCCGAAGAAGUUCGUGAUGCCGCGUGCCGCGACCGAUCCCGCCGCCGCCGCCCCGCCGAAGCAAAGGAAGCCUAGGGCUCCGCUGUCCAAGCCUCCCGGCAUCACCAACGCCGAGUGGAAGGCGGAUGUGGAGCACCGGGAGGCCGUCACCGUCGACAGGCGCAACAGGGCCAAGAAGGCCAGGGAGAAAGCGGCGCACGCUGCGGCGGUGGCGGCUGCGGAACAUGCGGCGGCCGAACAAGCGGAGGCGGCGCGCGCGGCGAUGAUGAACCCACCCGGGCAUCCGUACGCGGCCUGGAGCCAGCAAAGCGUCGGCUCUCCGGCCGGGUUCUCAUCGUCGCCGCACCCAUGGAGCACGCCGUCGCCGGGCUAUGCCGACGGGGACACCCAUGGUGGCUUCAACCCCAACAUCACCUUCCCCCAUGGGCGGCCCGUCCAGCGCACGCCCUCGCCCGCGUUCACCGACGUGCAGUACCCGCCGUACACGUACUCGCCGCCGGACUACGCAGCCUCAUCGACGCCGCCUCUCCGCCGCGGCCUCUACUCACAAGCCUCUUCCUCAUCGCAUCUCGGCGACGCCAACACGACGGAGGCCGACAUGGAGGACAUCAUCGCAGACCUCGCCGACGUGGACGACGAGCUCGACUACGGCGAGGAAGAGCCGGAGGAGGAGGAGGAAGAGGAGGAGGAGCCGGCGCCGACGAGGAAAAGCAAGAAGAAGAAGAAGAAGGCGGCCAAGUCCGGCGAGCCACGCAUCAAAUGGGCGUCCAAGGAAGAAGAGUGCCUCGCCGAAGCGUGGAAGGUCGUCUGCCUCGACCCGGUCACCGGCACGAAUCAGAGCAUCAAGACGUAUUGGGACUGCAUCAAGGCCGAGUUCGACGAGCGGAAGCUCGUCGACCCCUACUUCAAAGGCAUGCACAUGAAGCGGGGGUUGAAGGCGAUGGCAAACCAUUGGUUGCUCAUUCAAACGGCGUGCAACAAAUGGUAUGGGAUCGUCGAGGAGGUCGCGGCUCGCCCGGAGAGCGGCACCAGUUUCGAGGAUCAGCUGCUGCGCAUGUUCGCCAUGUUCCGCGACGACAACAGCGACACAGACUUCAAGUACCUCCACGUCUUCAAGCGGAUCGACAAGUGCGAGAAAUGGGCGGCCGUCCGACGCACCCUCGCCAAGGCCAAAGAGACAUACAAGCCGGACGCGCCGACAGCGGGCGCGGCCGAUGGAUGCCCGGACGACAACAAAGGUGCCAAGAAGGCGAAAUACGGCGAGACGGCUGCCGCGCGCGUGCAGGAGGCCGUCGAGCACUGCAUCGCCGACGCCGAAACUAGGGCCGCCGAGCGAGAGGAGAAAACAGAGGCGAGGUGGGCUGUUUUGAUGACGAACAGCGCCAUCAAACUCGACUUGCUCCGCGCCAACACCGCCGCGAAACUCAAAGCUCAAGACGCCAAGAAGAGGAACAACGACUUCACCUUCUUGAUGGGCGGUGCUGACAUGCUCCAGAGCGGCGACGAGAAGCUCAAGGCGUGGUUCUUGGCUGAGCGCGGCCCCAUCCUGAACCAGAUACCGGCGACGCCGACGCCGCCGCCCAACCCGGCGGCUGAUGACGACGAGACCAGGGCUGACGAUGUCUCCGCCUCCGCAACGCCCAGCCCCACUGACGAUGCCUCCGGCGCGCCCAGCAGCACAGAAGACGCGCCGAACAGCCCGGAAGCCGCGUCGAUUCCUCCUAGCCCGCGUACGCCGACGACUACGCCGCCGGAGGUUGAACUCGACGCUUGA